Molecule: messenger RNA, 2278 nt
Organism: Diospyros lotus (date-plum)
Lineage: Eukaryota; Viridiplantae; Streptophyta; Magnoliopsida; Ericales; Ebenaceae
Product: transcription factor bHLH57-like
Exons: 4
Coding region: 599-1765 (388 amino acids)
Biological process (GO): regulation of transcription by RNA polymerase II
Molecular function (GO): protein dimerization activity; RNA polymerase II cis-regulatory region sequence-specific DNA binding; DNA-binding transcription factor activity, RNA polymerase II-specific
Source: RefSeq, a predicted model, not a curated record
ACUGCUAAACCCGACAUCUCUCUCUCUCCUACACUGUUAUAUAUUGGGUUUCACCCCCAGCAAUCUGAGGCAGGCCCUUAAAUGUGUCGUCUUCUUCUUCUUCUUCUUCUUAGUUAAUAUACAUUCUUUUACUGAAAAAAGUACACCUUCUGUUUCAGUAAUCAUUUUCCUCUUUGGUCAACCCCCAGCCUCAUUAAUGUUUGAUUCGCCUGAGCUAUAUUUAUGCGUUUGAUCUUCUCUGGCUUUCCCACCCUCUUUCCCUCCCUGUCUCCAAUUUUUUUUUUUCUUUAAAGCAUUUAUCGAGGUUACUGCCCUUGUAUGAUCGGUACAGCAAACCCAAUGGAGUAGUAUUAUUAUCAUAUAUAUACCCCAGACGACUCCAGUAUAAACAAUGGGGUCAAGUUUAUCUUCAUUCCUCAAUACUGUGGGGGUUUACUUUUAUUAAAUUUAUCACUGUGGAAUGUCGGCGAAACAUCUCAUGAUGAACAUGAAAAAGAAUUUUUAAUGAAGGCGCCCUGUUCUGUCUCCCUCAAGUCAACCAAUUCAUCUAGUACAUACAUGCAACAAGUGUUUUCUUGUUUAUAAGCCCUUUGAAUUAAUGGAGAGGCUCCAAGGACCCAUCAAUGAUCCCUGUUUCCUUGUGGGGGAGCAUCUGGAUAUCGAGUGCUUCCAGCAAGAAACCACAUUUGGAUUCAGCAGUUAUGGCCAACUUGUGGGUAAAGCUCAUAGCUUGGGUUUCGAUAGAAAUGAACAAGAAGAGGAAGCAGGACGAUUUUUGUCGCCAUUGACGAGCAGUGGGAGCUUGGAAGAGAAAAUGCCUUUCCUUGACAUGUUAGAGAGUGUGGAAUCACCGCCAUUUUUUCCCUUGUGCAAGCUUAGCUUUCAGGCAUUGUUGAGUAUACAGCACCAUAACAAGUCCUUCACAUCUGAAGUAAUGGAGUACUGCAGCUUUGGUGGCCAAGUUCAGGCACCGGAACAGUCGAAGAACUGCUCUCACUCGCCCUCCGUAGAGUCCCAAAGCAAACUGGAGCGGCAACAGCACCCAGAAAUUUCGACUUUGUAUGGCACCGGCGGCAGUGUGUGCAAGGAAGAGCAAGCCAAGGCGGUGGAGGGGGCGAGAGAUGCCCGGUUGAUGAUAUCGCCGGCGGAGGGGAGCGGCGGCCGGGAGAACAGAAAGAGAAGGACAAAGAGAGAGGCGAAGAGCAAAGAAGAGCUGGAGAGGCAGCGGAUGACCCACAUUGCGGUGGAACGCAAUCGGAGACGCCAGAUGAACCAGCACCUCGCUGCACUCCGGUCCCUCAUGCCUUCCUCCUACCUUCGCAGGGGUGACCAAGCGUCCGUAAUCGGAGGGGCCAUAGACUUUGUGCAGGAACUGGAGCAGCUGCUUGAAUCACUGCAAGCCAAGAAGAAGAUGAGGAAAGCCGAAUCAUCAUCAGUUGGCUGCUGCGAAACCGCAACAUUUACAAAACAGGUCGAAAGGAAGUCGGGGUCGGUGGAAGUGAAAGUGAGAGUAAUCCAUAAGCAUGUCAAUCUCAGGAUGGAGUGUCCAAGGGAGCCCCGGGGCCACCUGCUCCACGCCAUUCUUGCUCUCCAACACCUGGGCUUAAUGGUGUUGCAUCUCAACAUUACGUCCAUGGAAGCUUCGGUUCGAUACUCUUUCAGUCUCAAGAUGGAAGAUGAAUGUAAGGUAGGAUCGGCGGAGGGGAUAGCAGAGGCAGUUCUUCAUGGAAUGUUGAGCUUCAUCACCGAUACCGAGGGAUCAUAGUCAACAAAACGAGAGCUACAAAAAAUGGUUAAUAGAAAAAGGAGGUGGGGGUGGGGGGGACAGUGCGCCACCCCGUGCACGUUAAGUCUUCAUGGGCGCAACUCUGCUCCACUCUGGGCGCAGAGGGGGAAGGGAUAAGGAUGCAGCAGAGUGUGGGCGGUUGGUGGUGGUGGGGGCAUAUGCAUGCAGCAUAGCAGAGACAGAAGAGAGAGAGAGAGAGAGAUGCCUGGAUGUACGUACCGUUGAGAGAGAGAGAAAGAGAUGCGUGGAUGUACGUACGGUUGAUAUGAUUUUUGUGUAUAUAUGUGUGUGUGUGUGUACGUUUGUUGGGGGGAGAGAGAGGGAGGGAUGGGGUUGUGGGUAUAUACGGGAAUGAUGAUGAAUUUAUGUUGGCUUGGCGCUGGGUGUGUGUCGUGUGGUGUGGUGUCUGCAUCCGGGUCUCGUCUCAAUUUCAAAUGUCUUCAUGACCCCAAACGCCCAAUUGAUUUUGAUCCCUUUUGGCAUGUAUUUUGA